This is a messenger RNA of Chilo suppressalis (striped riceborer), 1076 nucleotides long. NCBI's taxonomy places the organism in Eukaryota, Metazoa, Arthropoda, Insecta, Lepidoptera, Crambidae. The record is from the annotation of a GenBank genome assembly.
AUGCAUUGGAAUUACACUAUACAAAGUGAAAAUAAAGGUUUGUGUUUUCUGUUCGAUAUCAGAAGAAAGAGGUCAAAUAAACCGAGAAUGUCGGACAAUGAAUCUUACACUUACUUUGCAGGGAAUGACACGUACAAACCCUUUAACCCAUUGGUGUCCCACAUUGGUGAUUUCUCACCAUUCUACAUAGCAAUCGCUAUUUGCACUGUUAUUCUGGGACUGCUGUUGAUUUUGAACGUCGUGUGUUGCUGUUCAAAGUACUCUGAUUACUGGCUUGACAGGCAUACAGGUAAUCGCUGGAUUGUCUCCAUCUGGUCCACAACUCCACAUAAGCAACCGCCACUAGACUUUACAGAGCUAGAGGGACAAAAUCACUUUGUGCAUCAAUACCACAGUGAAGAGUACAGAGAAGUUGUCAAAGGAGAAUCAGACUUUCCACCUUCCAUCUCACGUCAACCGCUCCAUUCCUCUCAAGAAUACCUGGAAUUGCAUAAAAGGGAAAGUGACAUAUAAUAAUAUGGCUUUCUUAAUGAUGUACCCUGCUAUAGCUGUACUUGCACUCUUUGUUCUGUUAGUAAUUAUUUUCAUAUUACGAUUUGGAGCACGCUGGUGCAAUCUUCGCCAUCAUACUUUAGCAGAAAAAGAUGACUGGAAUGAAGAAAUGGCUUAUGAGCACAAGGUGUCUUAUGCUUAGAGUAAGCAAAUUAUCUCUCCAAGUAACUGGUAUGCAGCUCCAUUAUUGAACAGAUGUAAUCAUAAGGAAAGCUAUUAAUUUAAACAUUUAUUACAGUAAAAGUAUUCUUCAUCAGAAACAAACUAACACAAAGAGUAAUGGUAACCUUUUAGUAAUUAAUAAUAAGCAAUUUCAAAAUAAACAGACCAGAAUAUAUUUCAAGUAGCAAAUCUAUUUAUGGUCCUAGAUGCCAUACAAAGAAUCUUACCAAUGGAAAUUUUUGUUUGAUUAACCAAAGGUAUUCAGUUUCUAUCCAAUUUUUGUUUGAUUAACCAACCUAGGACUACCACUACCAAACUCGAUACAAAUAAGACUAAUCAAAAUAUUAUAUACUUACCACAUA